This is a messenger RNA of Lemur catta (Ring-tailed lemur), 3875 nucleotides long. RefSeq names its product neurotrophic receptor tyrosine kinase 3 (gene NTRK3). Gene Ontology annotation, cellular component: plasma membrane; axon; signaling receptor complex. Lineage: Eukaryota; Metazoa; Chordata; Mammalia; Primates; Lemuridae. Bases 33 to 1871 code for a protein of 612 amino acids. The transcript is spliced from 14 exons. The record is from RefSeq and is a predicted model, not a curated record. Gene Ontology annotation, biological process: regulation of phosphatidylinositol 3-kinase/protein kinase B signal transduction; positive regulation of kinase activity; protein phosphorylation. Gene Ontology annotation, molecular function: neurotrophin receptor activity; neurotrophin binding; transmembrane receptor protein tyrosine kinase activity.
CUCCUCCUCUUUUUUAGAAGCAGCGAUCGGAGAUGGAUGUCUCUCUUUGCCCAGCCAAGUGUAGUUUCUGGCGGAUUUUCUUGCUGGGAAGCGUCUGGCUGGACUAUGUGGGCUCCGUGCUGGCUUGCCCUGCAAAUUGUGUCUGCAGCAAGACUGAGAUCAAUUGCCGGCGGCCGGACGAUGGGAACCUCUUCCCCCUCCUGGAAGGGCAGGAUUCAGGGAACAGCAAUGGGAACGCCAGCAUCAACAUCACGGACAUCUCAAGGAAUAUCACUUCCAUACACAUAGAGAACUGGCGCAGCCUGCACACCCUCAACGCUGUGGACAUGGAGCUCUACACCGGACUCCAAAAGCUGACCAUCAAGAACUCAGGACUGCGGAGCAUCCAGCCCAGAGCCUUUGCCAAGAACCCCCACCUGCGCUAUAUAAACCUGUCGAGUAACCGGCUCACCACACUCUCGUGGCAGCUCUUCCAGACGCUGAGUCUUCGGGAAUUGAGACUGGAGCAGAACUUCUUCAACUGCAGCUGCGACAUCCGCUGGAUGCAGCUGUGGCAGGAGCAGGGGGAGGCCAGGCUGAACAGCCAGAACCUGUACUGCAUCAGCGCCGACGGCUCCCAGCUCCCUCUCUUCCGCAUGAACAUCAGCCAGUGUGACCUUCCUGAGAUCAGCGUGAGCCACGUCAACCUGACUGUACGAGAGGGUGACAAUGCUGUCAUCACUUGCAAUGGCUCUGGAUCACCCCUGCCUGACGUGGACUGGAUAGUCACUGGGCUGCAGUCCAUUAACACCCACCAGACAAAUCUGAACUGGACCAAUGUCCACGCCAUCAACUUGACGCUGGUGAACGUGACGAGUGAGGACAAUGGCUUCACCCUGACGUGCAUCGCGGAGAACGUGGUGGGCAUGAGCAACGCCAGCGUCGCCCUCACCGUCUACUACCCCCCGCGCGUGGUGAGCCUGGAGGAGCCGGAGCUGCGCCUGGAGCACUGCAUCGAGUUCGUGGUGCGCGGCAACCCCCCGCCCACGCUGCACUGGCUGCACAACGGGCAGCCCCUGCGGGAGUCCAAGAUCAUCCACGUGGAAUACUACCAGGAGGGCGAGAUUUCCGAGGGCUGCCUGCUCUUCAACAAGCCCACGCACUACAACAAUGGCAACUACACCCUCAUUGCCAAAAACCCACUGGGCACAGCCAACCAGACCAUCAAUGGCCACUUUCUCAAGGAGCCAUUUCCAGAGAGCACGGAUACCUUUAUCUUGGUUGACGAAGUGAGCCCCACACCUCCUAUCACUGUGACCCACAAGCCAGAGGAAGACACUUUCGGGGUGUCCAUCGCGGUUGGGCUCGCUGCUUUCGCCUGUGUCCUGCUGGUGGUUCUGUUCAUCAUGAUCAACAAGUAUGGUCGCCGGUCCAAAUUUGGAAUGAAGGGUCCCGUUGCUGUCAUCAGUGGUGAGGAGGACUCGGCCAGCCCGCUGCACCACAUCAACCACGGCAUCACCACGCCCUCGUCGCUGGACGCCGGGCCCGACACCGUGGUCAUUGGCAUGACCCGCAUCCCAGUCAUCGAGAACCCCCAGUACUUCCGUCAGGGACACAACUGCCACAAGCCAGACACGUGGGUCUUUUCAAACAUAGACAAUCAUGGGAUAUUAAACUUGAAGGACAAUAGAGAUCAUCUAGUCCCAUCAACUCACUAUAUAUAUGAGGAACCUGAGGUCCAGAGUGGGGAUGUGUCUUACCCAAGGUCACAUGGUUUCAGAGAAAUUAUGUUGAAUCCAAUAAGCCUUCCUGGACAUUCCAAGCCUCUUAACCAUGGCAUCUAUGUUGAGGAUGUCAAUGUUUAUUUCAGCAAAGGACGUCAUGGCUUUUAAAAAACUCCUUUUAAGCCUCCUUGUUUUGAUGUCAUCUUGGUAGGCUGGGCCCUCUGAGAGGUUGGAAGCUCUAGGCAUUGUUCUCUUUGGAUCCAGGGAAGCUAAGUAGAAACUGCAUGAGCCACCGGUGCCCCCGCACCCUUUAACUCCACCAAGAUGGGUGUUGUCCCCCAUCCACCACUGGCAGGGUUGUCCCUUCCCUCCAAUCAUCACUGUGCUCCUUUUCUUUUUUUCUGGCCUAUGAGGCAGCUCCUGCCACCAUUUUUAGAGCCAAUAAAGAGAAUUAAAAACCCGUGCACCAGGAGCAUCUUUUAAACACACUAGUCAUCCUCUUGCUUUACAAAAACAACCUAAGCACCACGAGAAAGCCUGAUGAAGUCCAGCCGUGCUCCGGCCUCACUUUCCCUGCCUGGAAGCGUGGGAUCUUCCUGGCUCUCCCUAGGAUACCACGCUGUCCUCUUAGUGACCUCGUCGCCCUGCAGCCUCCAGUGGGGAAGAGUCACGCAGAGCACCUAAGCAGAGGCGGAGACGGCGCGGUAAGAGACGGGGGGAGCCAGGCCCAAGUAUUGACACCAAGUUAGGCCUCAGAGGAAAGAAUGGAAACCAAUCACUUUAUAGACAUAUAUUUUUUUGUUUUUUUGGUGGAAAAAAAAAAUCGUCCUUUUUUUGGGGCACACUUGCCCCUUACUUCCUGUUCUAUCUGCAACGGCUCACAGUGAGUGUGAUGUUAGAAAACUCCUGGGAAAGGAGAGUUUCUCCACUCCUCCUUGGCCCCUAGAGCUGCAGUUCCGACCAGCUUUGGCUGCAGGAGGUCUUGCCGUGAUUCGGCCAUCCUACUAGGACCACAAGGGACCGAGGGAAUCAGGGACCAAGGCCCUUCCUGCUAGUUCAUGACCCUGGGAUUGGCUCUCUUCCCCCACUUCCACUUAUUCUUGACUCUAAGAACUUUUGGAACCCAGUGGAAUCAGCAUUUCAAGGUCAAGAUGAACUGAAGGGGAAGAGAAGUAAAACUUGGCCUCCUCCAGCCCCUCUCAUGGCACCAAUGGAAGUGUCCUGUUCUCUGGUCAAUAUAUGUGUUUACUUUGCUUGCUUUGACUCAUGCCUUACUCCAGAGCCACCCUCUCCCAAAGAGGGGGUUUGUUUCCCCUGUUUUCAACUUAAUCCACUGGGGAGAGGGAAGGGGAUGACUUUCCCUUGCUUUGAUAGGAAAGGCACAUCUGUAGGCCCUGAAACUCGCCCAGGUUUGCUGAUACCUUGGUUGAGUAGACUUCUGGCUUGGCCCAGCUCCGCCCACCCAUGGGGCCUCCAUUGUGAAGUGAGCCUGUGCUGCCCGCGAUGCGGGAUGGAUCAGGGAGCUGCCUGCGGGGAGCUCUUGGGACCAAAUGGCGAUUGUUUUGACCUAAUAAGCCUUGCGGUGGUAUUGCACAGCAAUAGAGAGUAGAGCCUAUGCCUUUGGCAAAUUUACCUGGGAGUUCAAAUUCCCACUUAAGGGUUUUACUUCCCAGGUCCUAUGGAUGGUGGUUCUUGCCGUCAGGGUCCUAGCCUGAUUCUCAGAUGCCUCCAUGGGAUUUACAAACAUGAAGCUGUCCAAAUUCUUGCUCAGUAUCUGGGGUGGCCUCCCAGGCACCCGAGUUUCCAGAGUCUCACCUGGGGAUGCAGGUUCUCUCCAGGGCCGCCAGGUGUGUGCUGUCUCGCCCCCUCCAGCUCCCUCUUCCCACUCCCCGUUGCUCCAUGUCAGGCUGUUCCCUGUCAUGCCCUGCUGACCCUUCGGGGUCAGUGCCUCCUCCCAAGUGUGGCUUUAAGGAGUAAGCUUGAGGAUGAUGUUUUUGAUUAUUGUGAAUCAUUACCUCAUUUCCAGCCGCCCAGGCUCCAUCCAUCCCAGCAUCUUUUAUUCUGCCAUUUUCUUCACCUUGUGCUAUGACAAUGGGGCGUUGUGUUUCCACAGAGACUUAUAGGAGUGUUCAGUGUAUAGUUUCUUAAUAAACACUUUAUUUUCUAAUGAAA